Molecule: messenger RNA, 1167 nt
Organism: Chlorella variabilis
Lineage: Eukaryota; Viridiplantae; Chlorophyta; Trebouxiophyceae; Chlorellales; Chlorellaceae
Exons: 6
Coding region: 1-1167 (388 amino acids)
Cellular component (GO): membrane
Molecular function (GO): signaling receptor activity
Source: RefSeq, a predicted model, not a curated record
AUGGCUGUGGGCCAGGGCUCCGAGGGAUGGCCAGCCGGCAACCCCAAGCAGGCGGCGCCCUCCCAGGCGCUGGAGGGCAGCAAGGGCGGCCCGCCGGCAACCGCCGCGUCGGCGGCACAAGCAGUGGCCGCCGCGCUCCUAGCUCCCAAGCGGCAGAAGAAGAAGGGCAGCAUGUCGCGGGUCAGCACCCUGUCGGCAUUCAGCAUAGAGUGCACCUGCCGGGUCAGCAAGGCGGGCGGCCUGGUGCGGGCCGCGUCGGCGCCGGCGGCGGGCGAGGGCGAGGGCGCGCCGACCGUGCGUUGCAGCUACUAUGAUGCCGCCGCAGAGGGCCGCCCCGCGGGCCGCCAGCACCAGCUCUACUCCUUCCUGGAUGCGCCAGAGGCGCUGCGCUUCAACAAGUUCAUCCGCAGCGGCUACCGGGCGGGCCUGUCAUACCCGCAGUGCUGCCGCAGCAUGCUGUCGCUACACAAUGAGACGGGCAACAUCUGGACCCACCUGCUGCCCGCGCUGCUGCUGGUGGUGCUGGUGCUGGGCGGGCAGCUGCAGGCGUGGCAGGGCGCGCGGCUGGCCUUUGCUGCCAACGUUGGCUCCAUCGCCGCCUGCUUCCUGGGAUCGGUGCUGUACCACACCUGCAUGGCCAACCACCACCAGCACGACCACUGGCUCAAGCUGGAUGUCUGCGGCAUCCUGCUGGUGCUGGUGGGCGGCGGGCACAUGGUGCUGUGGUGGGGCCUGUACUGCCACCCCGCCGCCCGCGCCACCUUUGCGCUCCUCUACUACGGCUGCGCCGCGGGCUGCGUGUGGGCGGCGCUGCGGGCGCGCACCGCGGCGGGGCGCGGCCUGCCCAUGCUGGCCCUGCUGCUCGUCCGCAUCUCCGCCUUUGCCGCGCGCCUGCUGCUGGAGCCGCCCAGCGUGGCGCUGCAGCACUAUGCCGCCAUGGAGGUGUGCUCGCUGGCGGGCGGCUUGCUCAACGUGCUGCGCAUCCCGGAGCGCUGGCUGCAGCCCGAGGACCCCACCACCGCAGCCCCUCUAGACUUCUUCCUGAACAGCCACCAGAUCAUGCACGUGUUGGUGGCCGCGGCGAUGUGGCAGCUGCACCUGGGCGCAGCGGCAGACUACCGCACCGUCAGCGCCCUGCUGGACGGCAGCAUGCAGUGCCCGUCCUGA